Messenger RNA from Zea mays, 915 nucleotides. RefSeq names its product CASP-like protein 4B1. The record is from RefSeq and is marked validated. The coding region runs from base 76 to 762 and encodes 228 amino acids. The transcript has a single exon. NCBI's taxonomy places the organism in Eukaryota, Viridiplantae, Streptophyta, Magnoliopsida, Poales, Poaceae.
AUCACCACUUUCUUCGUUAAUCGUUACAUUUAGCUGGCCCUCUGUAUGUAGCAUUUGCUUCCCCGCUAAGAAGGCAUGGACCUGGACAUCAUGGCGAUGCCCACCACGCCCAAAGCCACCACCAGCAGCCCCGCCGCGUACUACGUCGCCAAGCCUCCUCCUCCUCCUCCUCUGGGCUACGCGGUUCACAACAAGGCGGCGGCGGCGGCCUACGAUUCCUACGACGGCCGACACGGCGGCAUGGUCGCCACCACCACCACCACCCGGUCGUCCUCCUCGGCGGCGCGCCACCACCACCACCACCACCACCACCAGCAGCCGGCGGGAGCGCGGGCGCUGGACGGGGUCCUGCUGCUGCUGCGCGCGGCCGCGUCGGUCAUGGCGUUCGUGGCCGUCGCGCUCGUCGCGUCCUGCCGCCACGGCGACUGGAUGGAGUUCGCGCGCUACCCGGAGUACCGGGGCCUCCUGGGGGCCUCCGCGCUCGCCUGCGCCUACUCCGCCGCGCAGGCCACCCGUGGCUUCCGCCGGAUGCGCGCCUCCGGGAGAGCGGGUGGCGGCCUCGCGGAUUUCGCCGGCGACCAGGUGGUGGCGUACCUGCUCAUCACGGCGUCGGCGGCGGCUCUCCCCAUCACCCUCCGCAUGAGAUCCGCCGUACUCAACGUCUUCACGGACGCCAUGACGGCCGCCAUCAGCCUGGCUUUCAUAGCCUUUGCGGCGCUCGCCUUGUCCGCCGUGCUCUCCGCCGCCGCGCAACCAUACUAGUAGCAGUUCGCAGUACACGGCCACAUCCUCACACUCAUUAUACUGCUGGUUACAACGUGAGUGAUGCAUCGUAUAAACAACCACAAUACCUAAUGCAGUCAUGUAAACCACUUUUUUUUCAAUAUAAUACUAGCCCGCAACAAUUUUCCCCAA